CGUAAAUAUCAUCCAAUCGCCUGUAAAAGAGGGCGUGAUUUCCUUACUCGGGGCUCGCAAGUGCCUGAAGUUUAUAACUCGGCGCUGCAGCUCGAGAAGAAUGCAGUGUCUUGAUACGGAUGCGCGUGUGGGAUUUUUAAACUCUCGGUCUGCGUUCUUUUAACUUUCAACCGUCCUGUUGUUUUUAUUGUGGAUUUUAUUUGCACAGAAGAGGACAUUUACGCAGUGGCUUCUGACGGCAGAUGGCUAGAAGCAUGUUCUCGCAGCGGCAGAGGACUGCAACAGCCACUGUGGUGUUUUGCAGACUUGUACUAUUUGCAGUGACUCUGACAGGUAUCGCAUCCACGCAAGUUUUUGACAGUUUAGGAUUAUAUUAUGCCCUGCGACCGGAACUAUCAGAGGAUGCUAUUCUUGUCGCUAACAAUGGAAUACGUGUGCCGUUUGGAAGACCCGUUUUCAUUGAUCCCAUCAAUGAUUUAGUGAUUCAAGUUCAGCCAGGAGACAGAUGCAGCAUAACUGUUUUGGAUAAUGAUCCUUUGUCACAGAGACCCGGACAGCUUUUCCCAAAGAAGUUUUCAUGUGAAUUUGGUCCCAACGACGUGAAGUAUACGCAUUUUGGCUCGAGGAGCCCUUCAAAGGACCGAGUGAGGUUGCAGCUCAGGUAUGACACUCAAACGGAUACCAUUAUAAUACCGUUUAUGAUGGAAGUUGAGGUCGUUUUUACGCAGUUGGAGGUGCUAACCAGAAAUAUGCCACUCACAGUUGAAAAACUUCUUGGCACUAGCAAUCCAAUCGACAAAAAAAUUUUGGAGUUUACUUUUGAUAGAAACUCACAGCAGUGCAAGAUAUCAUCCUUAGCUAGUAGCAGCACGUUGCCCAGGUACGGCAAACUUACUGAUGACGCCAAACUGGGGAAAAUGGUGGACUGUGAUGAAUUUCUGAAGCUAAAUAUACGCUAUCAGCACACAUUCACCCACAGGUCUCCAAACAGAGAUUACAUUCCCAUGAUUGUGGAAUUACAGGACAAGGAGGGAAAUUUGCUCAAGCAAGAGUUUUUUCAAAUUAUGGUGCGCAUAAGAGAGGGAGAGGAAAAUAGCGCCCCCAAGCCUAGUUUUGUAGCGAUGAUGAUGAUGGAGGUUGAUCAGUUUGUCAUGACUGCCAUAACCCCCGAUAUGCUUGCUGCAGAGGACAUAGAAUCCAAUCCUGAUGAUUUGAUAUUUAACAUCACCUCCCCUCUCUCCUUCGAGGAAGGCUACAUUGUGAGCACCGAUGAUAGGAAUAUGCCAAUCACAUCCUUUUAUCAGGGAGACCUGAAGGAUCUAAAAAUAGCCUACAGGCCCCCAUCUGUUGAUUCAGACGCAGAGAGAAUUUUUCAGAUCGAGUUCGAGGUGGUGGACACCGAGGGGGCCGUCUCCGACCCCUUUGCGUUCAUGAUCGUGGUGAAGCCCAUGAACACGCUGGCGCCCGUGGUGACCCGGAACACGGGCCAGCUCCUGUACGAGGGCCAGUCCAGGCCGCUGUCCAGCUCGCACAACCUGGAGAUCAGCGACGAGGACAAUUUAGUCGACGUCAGGGUCACCGUCAUCAACGGGCUGCGGCACGGCGAGCUGACGGUUCUCGGGGCGAGGAGGAAGUUCUUCACCCCGUCGGACCUCGACGCCGGCGUCGUCAUUUACCAACACGACGGCAGCGACACCUACAGCGACAACAUCAUUUUCCGCAUGACGGACGGCAAGAACGAGGUGGAGUUCCUGUUUCCCAUCACCGUCGUGCCGAUGGACGACGAGCCGCCCAUUAUAAACGCCAACACCGGCCUGGUGCUGUUCAAGAACCAGAUGAUGCCCAUUUCCCCCCUCAUGCUCAGUGCUGCGGACAUCGACUCAGAGGACUCGACCAUUAAGUUCACGAUCGAGCCUCCAUUUUCUGCAAUCGGAGAGGUGUUGCUGCGCCAGUCUGAAGCACCGGAAGACCCAUCGACCUGGAAGUUCAGUGCAAAGGACGAGGUGUACGAGAAGGUGGUGACGGAGUGGCUUCAGCAGGACAUUACAGAUGGGAAACUGUUCUACAGGCACGUUGGCCCUCACAGCACAGACACGGUCAUGGACCAGUUCGUGUUCCGAGUUCAAGAUGACAACGACCCGCCCAACCAAUCAGGGGAGAGCGCUUUUAUUGUCAAGGUUCUUCCGAUUGACGACAUCCCGCCCGCACUCUUUCUCGGAACCACCUUGCAAAUGACUGUGCACGAGUACCAGUUGACCCACUUCCGCAAAAAAUUCCUCCGGUACACCGACUUGGAUUCAGAGGACAGAGAUCUGAAGUACACCGUCAUCCAGCCGCCGACCGACACAGAUCAGAACAGCCCUAUAAUACUCGGAUCUAUUGUUUUGACGGAAAGCCCUUCGACGGUGGUCACCGAAUUUACCCAGGCGCAAAUAAAUCACCACAAAAUAGCGUACAAGCCCCCUGACCUGGAGCUGGGAAUCACCGCCCACGUGGUGCAGUUUCGCUACACCGUUGAAGACACUGCUGGAAAUAGCGUGGAGGGAGACUUCUCCAUAUUUCUUCAACCUGUUGACAACAAACCUCCUCAGAUAACCAACAGUGGCUUCACGGUCUUUGAACGGGGCACCCAUGUCAUUACGAGCGCGGAACUGGACACCACCGACGCCGACACUGACAGCAAACAGAUAUCGUUCACGCUCACUCAGCCUCCGCUUCACGGUCAGGUCCAGUACUCAUUCACUGACAUGACCAAAGGGGAUUCUUUUAAACUGAAUGACAUUUCUAGUGGCAAAAUCUCUUAUAUUCACAAUGGGGACGAGUCCACAACCGACACAUUUCAGUUGGACAUCAGCGAUGGCAUCCAUGUUGUCACGAUCACCAUCAAGAUAAACGUGAAGCCUAUCGACGAUGAACCCCCCACAAUUAAUCUCCCUGUGGGCACAAUCGGUUCGUACAUCGACGUCUUGGAGAACGGAGCCACAGAGAUCACAAGCAACGUCAUUCAGGGAAGGGAUGAGGACACGGAUGACCUCAGGCUGACCUUCAUCGUGGAAGACCGUCCAUUAUUUGGGGAAAUCCUUGUGAACGGUGUGCCCUCUGAGAGGUUCACCCAGGCAGAUAUUAUCAAUGGCGUGGUGGUUUAUGCCCACACCAGUGGAGAAAUCGGCUUCACCACAAAAGAGGACUUUUUCAAUCUGACCCUCACAGACAUGUCAGACGAAUGGACUGUUGGAGGCAACAAAGUGAAGGGGGUCAGAGUGCAGGUCACCAUUCUACCAUUAGACAGCCAGGCACCAGAGGUCACAGUGGGCACGCAGUUCAGUGUCGUCGAAGGGGAGAAGAACGUCCUUGAGAUCCAGCAUGUGAACGCCGAAGACGUCGACACACCUAAAGACGACCUUCUCUGCACCAUCAUCGUCCAGCCCUCCUCUGGUUACCUUGAGAACAUUUCUCCAGCCCCAGGCUCAGAGAAAUCCAGGUCAGGGACUGCUAUCAGUGCUUUCACCAUUAAGGACAUAAGACAAGGUCACAUAUAUUAUGUGCAGAGCAUUCACAAAGGUGUGGAGCCCGUGGAGGACAGGUUCACCUUCCGGUGCUCCGAUGGCAUUAACUUUUCAGAGAGACAUUUCUUUCCCAUAGUUAUAAUUCCCUCCACUGAUGAAAAACCGGAGAUCUUCAUGAGGGAGUUUGUGGUGAUGGAAGGCAUGAACAUCGUCAUUGACACACCUAUUCUGAAUGGGGCAGAUGCAGACGUCCCAGCGGAUGAACUGACAUUCAUUAUCACCAAGCCACCCAAACAUGGGUUCAUCCUCAACCAGCUUUCCACCGGCACAGUCCCAGUAACCAACUUCACACUCGACCAGAUUAAAGAGGCCUCAAGUAUUGUUUAUGAGCAUGAUAACACAGAGACCACAGAAGACAGCUUUGAUGUAAUGCUCACUGAUGGCAAAUUCACAGUGCAAAAAACCAUUAUUGUCAUGAUAAUUCCUGUAGACGAUGAAACACCCAGAAUGGCAAUUAACGAUGGCCUAGAAAUUGAGAUUGGGGAAACAAAAGUAAUUAACAAUAAAAUUUUGAAAGCAACUGAUCUUGACUCUGAGGAUAGCACUCUGACGUACGUAAUCCGCUACGGGCCUGGGCAAGGCUUCUUACAGAGGAAAACCCCUUUCGGCUUAUAUGAAAACAUUACAGUUGGCAUGAAAUUUACACAGAGUGAGGUGGACCAGGAGCUCAUUGUGUACAUACACAAUGGACAGGAGGGCAUCCGUGACCUCAUUAAAUUCGACGUCACCGACGGCCUGAACCCACUCAUUGACAGGUACUUCUACAUUACCGUAGGCAGCAUCGACAUGGUGUUCCCAGAUGUCGUCAGUAAAGGUGUUUCUCUGAAAGAGGGCGGUAGGGUGACGCUCACCACGGACCUGCUCAGCACCAGUGACCUCAACAGCCCAGAUGAAAGCCUGGUCUUCACCGUCACCAGGGCGCCCGUGCGAGGGCAUUUGGAGUGCACGGACACGCCCGGUAUGCCCAUCACCACCUUCACCCAGCUCCAGCUGGCCGGCAACAAAAUCUACUACAUCCACACGUCCGACGACGAGGUGAAGAUGGACAGCUUCGAGUUUGAGGUGACCGAUGGCUACAACCCGGUCUUCCGCACCUUCCGCGUGUCCAUCACGGACGUCGACAACAAGAAGCCGGUCCUGACGAUCCACGGCCUCGUGGUGAACGAGGGUGAGAAUAAACUCAUCACCCCCUUCGAACUGACGGUGGAGGACCGGGACACCGCCGACCGGCUGCUCAAGUUCACCGUGACCCAGCUGCCCAUCCACGGCAGGCUGCUCUUCAACAGCACCCGUCCCGUCACCUCCUUCACCAAGCAGGACCUCAACGAGAACAUGAUCAGCUACAAGCACGACGGCACCGAGUCGACCGAGGACAGCUUCUCCUUCCUCGUCACCGACGGCACCCACACCGACUUCUACGUCUUCCCCGACACCGUGUUCGAGACCCGCAGGCCGCAGAUGAUGAAGAUCGCCAUUGUGUCCGUGGACAACGGGGUCCCUCAGGUUGUGGUCAACAGGGGCGGCCCGACCUUGCGGAUACUCACGACUGGCCACCUGGGGUUCAUGAUCACAAGCAAGGCCCUGAAAGCGGAAGACAGAGACAGCACCCAUGCUUCCGUGACCUUCAGGAUUACCAUUGGCCCGCUGCACGGCUACAUCAUCAACCUGGGGAAGGGCAAUGCCACGAUCACCACGUUUACACAAGCGGACGUCGAUGACAUGAAGGUCUGCUACGUGCUGAGAGCUGGAGACAACGCCACGAGUGACAUCUUCUACUUCUCCAUCGAAGACAGCGGAGGCAACAAGCUGAAGAACCAGUUCUUCCGUCUGAACUGGGCCUGGAUCUCCCUGGAGAAGGAGUACUACACAGUGGACGAGGACUCCAAGUUCCUGGAGGUGGUGCUGAGGCGCAGGGGCUACCUGGGGGAGACCUCCUUCGUCAGCAUUGGCACCAAAGACGGCACAGCUGAGAAGGACAAGGACUUCCGGGGCAAGUCGCAGAAGCAGGUCCAGUUCAACCCGGGCCAGACCACCGCCACCUGGAGGGUGCGGAUUCUGCCGGACAGCGAGUUCGAGCAGUCCGAGACCUUCCAGAUCGUUCUGUCCGAACCCGUCAUGGGGGCGCUGGAGUUCCCCGAGGCGGCCACCGUGGAGAUUCUGGACCCUUCUGACGAGUCCACCGUCUUCAUCCCCUCCGCCGCCUACGCCGUGGAGGAGGACGUGGGCGAGCUGCUGAUCCCCGUCCGCAGGAGCGGCGACGUCAGCCAGGAGCUCAUGGUCAUCUGCUACACCCAGCAAGUCACGGCGACGGGCACCAUCCCCAGCACGGUGCUCUCCUACUCGGACUACAUCUCCCGGGCGGAGGAGCACACCAGCGUGCUGCGCUUCGACAAGGGCGAGGCGGAGAAGCCCUGCCGCGUGGUCGUCAUCGACGACUCGCUGUACGAGCCCGAGGAGAGCUUCAACGUCACCCUCAGCCUGCCCAUGGGGGGGCGGCUGGGGCGGGAGUUCCCCUCCGCCCGGAUCACCAUCCUGCCCGACCUGGACGACGCUCCUGUCUUCUACUUCGGGGACACGGAGUACCGCGUGGACGAGAGCGACGGGUUCGUGGAGGUGAAGGUGUGGAGGACCGGGACGGACCUGUCCAAAACCGCCACCGUCACCGUGCGCUCCCGUAAGACCGACCCGGUGUCCGCGGAAGCUGGGGCGGACUAUGUGGGCAUCAGCCGGAACCUGGAUUUCGCCCCCGGGGUCAACAUGCAGACGUUCCGUGUGACCAUCCUGGACGACCUGGGCCAGCCCGUCCUGGAGGGGGUGGAGCGCUUCGAGCUGAUUCUGCGGAUGCCCAUGAACGGCAUUCUGGGAGAGCCGGACAAGGCCACCAUCUUCAUCAACGACUCCGUCUCCGACCUCCCCAAGGUGCAGUUCCGGCAGGGGGCGUACGUGGCGAACGAGAACGCGGGCCAGCUCUCGGCCGUGGUGUACCGCAGCGGCGACGUCGGCUACCGGUCCACGGUGCGCUGCUACACCCGCCAGGGCUCCGCCCAGGUGAUGAUGGACUUCAACGAGCGGCCCAACACCGAUGCCUCCGUCAUCACCUUCCUGCCGGGCGAGGUGGAGAAGCCGUGCGUUCUCACUCUGGUCGACGACUCGAUCCACGAGGAGGACGAGGAGCUGCGGCUGGUGCUGGGGAGCCCCAAGAGCGAGUCGCCGUUCGGGGCGUCCGUCGGGGCCCAGAACGAGACCCUCGUCAGGAUAAAAGACGACUCGGACCGGGCCAUCAUCAGGUUUGGGGAGACCAAGUUCAGCGUGAGCGAGCCGAGGGAGGCGGGGCAGGUCUCCGUGGCGAAGGUCCCGGUGCUGAGGGUGGGGGACGCGUCCAAGGUGUCCGUGGUGCGCGUCCACACCAAGGACGGCUCGGCCACCUCGGGGGAGGACUACCACCCCGUGUCCGAGGACAUUCAGUUCAAGGAGGGAGAAACCCAGCACUUCGUGGAGGUGGAGAUCUUGUUCGACGGCGUCCGAGAGAUGAGAGAGGCCUUUACCAUCCACCUGAAACCGGACGAGAACAUGGUGGCGGAAAUUCAGAUGAACAAGGCGAUCAUCUACAUCGAGGAGACCAACAGCAUGGCGGACGUCACCUUCCCCUCCGUGCCCCAGGUGGUGUCCCUGCUGAGGUACGACGACCCCGGGCGAACCCGGGACGCCCUCCCGCCCUCGGCCGGAUACCCCGUCGUCUGCGUUACGGCCUGCAACCCGAAGUACUCGGACUUCGACAAGACGGGCUCCAUCUGCGCCAGCGAGCACAUCAACGACACGCUGACCCGGUACCGCUGGCUCGUCAGCGCCCCCACCGGGCCGGACGGCGUCACCAGCCCCAUGCGCGAGGUGGACUUCAACACCUUCUUCACCUCCUCCAAGCUCCUCACCCUGGACUCGAUCUACUUCCAGGCGGGGUCGCGGGUCCAGUGCGCCGCCCGGGCCGUCAACUCCAACGGGGACGAGGGCCUGGAGCUCAGCAGCAUCAUCGUCACCAUCAGCGUGGAGGAGGGCAUGUGCCAGCCGCGUAAGGUGGGCACCGUGGGCGCCGAGCCCUUCUCCGCCAAGCUGCGCUACACGGGCGCGGACGACCCGGACCACCCCAACCUCAUCAAGCUGACCGUCACCAUGCCCCACAUGGACGGCAUGUUGCCGGUGGUGUCCACGCGGCCCCUCUCGAAUUUCGAGCUGACGCUGAGCCCGGACGGGACGCGGGUGGGGAACCACCGCUGCUCCAACCUGCUGGACCACGACGAGGUGACCACCCGCCACGGCUUCCUGACCGACGCCACCAAGAACCCGGAGGCGAUCGGCGAGACCGCGCCCUACCAGUACAGCGCCCCCCUCAGGGGCGCCGGCACCCUGCGCUUCUACAGGAACCUGGACCUGGAGGCCUGCCUGUGGGAGUUCGUCAGCUACUACGACAUGUCCGAGCUGCUCACCGACUGCGGGGGCACCAUCGGCACCGACGGACAGGUGCUGAACCUGGUCCAGUCAUACGUGACGCUGCGGGUCCCGCUGCACGUGUCGUACGUGUUCCACUCCCCGGUGGGCGCCGGCGGCUGGCAGCACUUCGACCUGCAGUCCGAGCUGCGGCUCACCUUCGUGUACGACACCGCCAUCUUGUGGAAGGACGGCGUCGGCAGCCCCCCUGAAGCCGAGCUGCAAGGUGCGCUGUUCCCCACCAGCAUGCGCAUUAACACGGAGGGUCGCCUGGUGGUCAACUUCCGCACCGAGGCCCGCUUCAGGGGUCUGUUUGUGACCUCACAUUCAGCCUCCACUCUGUCGUCCAUGGUGAUGUGCCCGGACCACCCCGGCCUCACCUUCAACCUGAGCCUGGUACGGAGCGAGCCCACGUACAACCAGCCCAUGCAGCAGUGGACCUUCGUCUCCGACUUCGCCGUCAGAGACUACUCAGGCACGUACACGGUGAAGCUCAUCCCCUGCACGGCUACUCCAUACCAGGAGUACACCUUUACCCCUGCCUGCAACCCCCGGGAACCCGUGACCUUCGACCUGGACAUCCGCUUCCAGCAGGUGAGCGACCCAGUGGCCGCCGAGUUCAGCCUGAACACCCAGAUGUUCCUGCUGUCCAAGAGGACCCUCUGGCUGUCCGACGGCUCCGUGGAGUUUGGUCAGGAGAGCGACACGGCGUUCUCAGAGGGUGAUGUCAUCUACGGCCGCGUGAUGGUGGACCCCGUGCAGAACCUGGGGCACUCCUUCAUGUGCAACAUCGAGAAGGUCUUCCUGUGCACGGGAGCCGACGGAUACGUUCCCAAGUACAACCCCACCGGCCUGGAGUACGGCUGCCUGGCCGACUCGCCCUCCCUGCUCUACAGGUUUAAGAUCGUGGACAAAGCCCAGCCGGAAACGCAGGCCAGGAAUUUUGGGAACGUGGGCUUCAACGCGCUCCUGGCUGUGGACGACCCGGAGGCGUUGCCCUUGGUGAGGCAGCCGGGCUCGGACGGGUUCCGCCUGGACUCCACAGCCCUGUUCCAGGUGUCGGCCGGGAGGGAGUGGUACAUCCACACCAUCUACACCGUCCGGUCCCGCGAAAACGCCAACCGGGGAAUUGGGAAGAGGAGCCUGGAGUUCCACUCGCUGGCGCGGGGCGGAGACUCCGUGCCGGCGGGCGGGUCUCGAGCCAAGAGGUCGACCAAUGAGGCGCCGGAUCUGGCCGGGGAGAUCGGCGAGGAGAGCAACCGCGGCACCAACAUCCUGCACGUCAGCCUGGACCGCGCCCGGCGCGAGCAGGGCCCCGGCGGGGAGGCGGCCUCCGAGGGCGUGGUCCCCCGCGAGGUCAACACGCGGGACAGCGGCGACGGCGACGACGGGGCCGUCACCAUAGCGAGCGCCCUGGUGGGGCUGCUCCUCGUCGUCCUGGUCGUCAUCCUCGCCGUCCUGCUGGCCUGCUCCAAGCAGAGGAAGAGGAAGAAGAAGAGGGACGCGGCCAAGGUCUCGAGCAGCACGGAGCCCAUGAUCGCCACGGCGGCGGGUUACCACGGCAACGACAGCUCGGAGGUCUGACCGGCGCCCGACCACACCGGCCAGCUUUCCACGAAGCUUCUGACCUGCGGUUCGUUUGGCUUCGUAAGUGCCUCACACCUCCACACUGGGAUUAAGUCAGAGAAGUUUAACAGCGUCCCAAACAACCGAGGAGGCUGUGGCUUCAUCGCCAUAUGACCAGUGAACCGAUGACAAAAACUUCAACUGUUGCCAUAACAACAACAACAACAACAACAUCGACGCAAGCUCCUUGUCUACUGCGAGUCAUCCUAUCCGAACCAGAGGCACUCGAUUUGCGAUGGUCUAUUAAUGGUGUUUGUCUUUCCAAAGGACUAUUUUAAUUUAUCCAAAGGUGCUAGAGGCUCUCCUGUUGCUGAAUAGGGGCUGCCCAAGGUUAAGGAUCACUGAGAUGAGAUUAAGCAUUUGGGUCAAUGAAAAGGAUGGGAUUUUUUUUAAAGGCCAUUUAGUCAUGUAAGCACAUUAUUUAUGCUGUAAGAACUCACUGUUGUGUUUUUCACUGUCAGUACACUUCACAAUGUUGUCAACCUUCGAAGUCAAGAUUUCAUGUUGUGCGUUCCUGUGAUGUGUUCAUUUCCUGAUCAAAGCCACGUUCACGUGGAUCACUAGACGGCAGGCGACAGAACUGAAGUUUCGGGACGGUACGGGGAGAAAAAUGACAGGACAGUACGGCAACUAAAAUACACGUUGCUAUGGUGAUGUUGCUCUGUGAUUGUCCUAUAAUACUGGCCAUUUCUAACAUUGAUAGGAAAAGGGGGGUUUGUGCUUGGUGUCGCCCUGUACAGUAUGUAUGUUGAAAAGGCAACUAAAUUCACUUCUUGUUUCAUGUUUCAUGCCCAUAUGGGGCUGUUGUUUUGUGUUUCAUUUGGUUCGGAAUUCCAUUGAAUAUAAUGGUAAAAAGUUAGACAAUAUUUAUCUACGACAUUCUUUGCCGUCCUAAUCAAACUUUGCUGUUGUGCUCUCGUCCACUAUAAUGGUAUCCCGUUUGCCAUCUGCCGUCCACGUGAACGCUGCAUAAAUCACAUUUUCUGAUUCUCUUCACACACCAGAACGAGUCAGACGAAGCUAGCACCUGUCAUUCGAUGUAAGGCAAAUGCUUAGCAUGGAAAGGAAUGCUGAAUAUCAGUGAACUCUGAUGUUUGGAUUGUUAUUGUCUGAAAUAUUACAGAUCAUAUUUUUUGUUGUCGUUGUCAUUUUUAUUUUAUAUGACUUUUUGAAUUAUACAUCCCGUCGCUGUGUGCUGACACCAUGUGGGGGUAACAUUACUGUGGAGGGAUUUAAGUUUUGUCUCUGGUAAUGUACCGUUUCUGCAUGUUUGCUGCUCUUAUCGUUGCUCAUUUUGUAGCUUUGCCAUUUCUAGGAUGUUUCGUAAAAUGCCUUUGGAUUACAUUUCGAUGAGACUGAGAGAGAGAAGCCGCAACCUCUUUCGACCUUCAUAACACAAAGUAUAACAUAUUUUGCCACAAUGUUGUGCGUCAAACUGUUUUGAUACACGUGGCUGCCCAGGUAGAGGCGAGUCCCAGUUUUGAAAAAUUAAUUAUUAUUAUUUUUUUUUUUUUUAAAUAAUCACAUUUUUUGAGAGCACUGCAGUGAUCUGUUCAUCGAGACAGCUGUUCUGCUAUAACGCAGUAACAGACACAGUAGAUCUGCUAGGUACAAAUAAUAUUUUUGUAAGGUGAAGGGCUCAUGCAUACAUUUUCUAAGAGUAACCAAGUUUACUAGGCUAGUACGACCGGACGGAGCUCAUGGCCAAGUUGCUCACACUAUGGGGCUGUGCUGUUGACAUACUGUCGUUGUAUUUGUAAUCCAAGUUAUUUUAAUGCCGUAACACAAUUACAGAAUUAUUCAUUUGGAAUCCGUCAAACUGAACAAAGUGAUUGAGAUUUAUUUACAAGGAAUGCUCACAUUAGCCAGCCAUUGCAUUACUGCCCAGGUGAAAGAUGCAGGGCUCAGCUGGAUCUUGUUUUAUUUCCGCUGUUAUAAAUAUCACACAAGCUAUUCCGCACAGCUUAUCACUUUUGAUUUUAUCACGCUGAUAUACCAUAAUCAUGAUCAUCUUAUUUAUUUUACUACCAUUAGGUGUCCUAACAUAUGAAAUGAUUUACUACUGGGAUUUAUUGACUUAUACUAUCAUGAGUUUUUUUUUCUUCUUCUUUUUUUUCUAUGAACUACAAAGCAAUCAAUUGUCUACUUUUCUCUGGAUGGCCACUAUCAUACAACAGUGGUGAAGCAGUCGAGUCGAUGUCAUUUUGUGAAGUUGUGAAAUUAUUGUCCUCGUUGCUUGGAAAGCUCUGUGAUUUCAGAUUUCUGUAAGUUCGCUGCAAUGCUACGUUGGUGUGAAAUUGCUAAUCAGUUCAGCACAUUCAUAAAAAAAACCUCAUACGAGUCACUGGAAAUUUGUUAUUUUUGCACCUCCGUACGCUGCCAGAACACUUUGAGGCCACCAAUGCCACUGUCUUUAUUUCAAAAUAGGAAUGCUAUGCAAUCUAUGACACGGCAAAUGUAAGAAUAUAGUGCAUUCUAAAAACGUGUGUUUUUGUUUUGCUAAUGUUGUGUAUUUAUGUAACAUUUUGCUCCUUGUUGCUCACCUCGUAUAGACAUUUGGUGCAUUUCACUGUUUCUGACUGAAACCGUAUUGAACACAUGUAUUGCCUAUGUGUGUGUAUACACGUGUGUAUGUAUAUACAUAUGUAUUGAAAAAUGAAUAUAGUUUGGAUGUUUUUGGGGAAUGGUCAGUGUUAAAAUAUUGCCAAUGUACUGUAAGUAUUUGUAACAUAGACCUCUGGAGCAGAGAGAGAGAACGCGGUCUGCAAAAUAAAGUUUUUUUUUUGUUGUUUUUUUUUCAA
Anguilla rostrata (American eel) is the source of this 12475-nucleotide messenger RNA. Its product is annotated as FRAS1-related extracellular matrix protein 2-like. Gene Ontology annotation, biological process: cell communication; homophilic cell-cell adhesion; anatomical structure morphogenesis. Gene Ontology annotation, molecular function: calcium ion binding. Gene Ontology annotation, cellular component: membrane. The transcript has 24 exons. NCBI's taxonomy places the organism in Eukaryota, Metazoa, Chordata, Actinopteri, Anguilliformes, Anguillidae. The coding region runs from base 243 to 9632 and encodes 3129 amino acids. The record is from RefSeq and is a predicted model, not a curated record.